This is a messenger RNA of Mauremys mutica (yellowpond turtle), 756 nucleotides long. Its product is annotated as olfactory receptor 10A7-like. Gene Ontology annotation, molecular function: G protein-coupled receptor activity; olfactory receptor activity. Lineage: Eukaryota; Metazoa; Chordata; Testudines; Geoemydidae. Gene Ontology annotation, biological process: G protein-coupled receptor signaling pathway. The transcript has a single exon. Gene Ontology annotation, cellular component: membrane. The record is from RefSeq and is a predicted model, not a curated record. The coding region runs from base 1 to 756 and encodes 251 amino acids.
AUGUACUUCUUCCUCGGGAACUUGUCUUGCUUGGAGAUCUGUUACACCUCGACCAUCCUCCCCAGGAUGCUGGCCAGUUUCCUGACUGGGAACAAGACCAUUUCUGUUGUUGGCUGCAUCACACAAUAUUACUUUGUUGGCUUCCUUGCAGGCACCGAGUGUUAUCUCCUGGCAGUGAUGUCUUAUGAUCGGUACCUAGCGAUAUGCAAACCACUGCAUUAUGCAACCCUUAUGAAUGGCAGUUUCUGCCUCCAGCUAGCAGCUGGGUCUUGGAUAAGUGCGUUGCUAGCUAGUUCCACAGUAAUUCUUAUGAUGUUACAAUUAACUUUCUGCGGCCCCAAUGAAAUUGAUCAUUUUUUCUGUGAAUUUACACAAAUAAUAAAUCUCUGCCGCAACGACAUCUACCAAAUGGAGCUUUUAAUUACCAUUCUGUCUGCUUUAUUCACCCUGCCCCCAUUUGCUUUAACUGGGACAUCCUACGUGUGUAUCAUCUCCACCAUCUUGCGAAUCCCUUCCACCACCAGAAGGCAAAAGGCAUUUUCUACCUGCUCCUCUCACCUCAUCGUGGUGACAAUUUUCUAUGGGACCCUGAUCAUUGUGUAUCUGCUACCAAAAAACAACACACUCAGAGACCUCAACAAAGUGUUCUCUGUCUUCUACACAAUUCUGACUCCUAUUGCCAAUCCCUUCAUAUACAGCCUGAGAAACAAAGAGGUGAAAGAGGCUCUGAGAAAAAAAAUGCCAGUAAAUGUGUAA